Molecule: messenger RNA, 2154 nt
Organism: Cuscuta campestris
Lineage: Eukaryota; Viridiplantae; Streptophyta; Magnoliopsida; Solanales; Convolvulaceae
Source: the annotation of a GenBank genome assembly
ACAAAUAUUUUAUAUCAGAGUGAACUUUUAAAAUGUCAGUGCAAUUUUUUGAGGUACAUAAUGUUUGUUGUUUUUUGUUGUAAGUUGAGCUAGGAACUUAAUACACUCUUUUUUUUCUCCUCUCAAAUCCAAUAGUUACUUAGAACGGACUAUGAAAAUCUGCCUAUAUAAAAAGGAUCUCUAUCAGUGUAGACUUCACUGCAAUAACACAAUUUCAAGCCAAAGCCAUGGCAACCUCCCAUCAACCACUCCUCUCUAGUCCCAAUGCCAAACCAUCUUCUUCUUCUUCUUCUUCUUCUUCAAAAGCCAUCUACAUUGUUUUAUGCCUAGCUGCCCUCGUGGGCUCGGUUGCCGUGGUUUCCGUCUGGGUUGUCCGGACCCACUCGUCCCCAACCUUGGAAGCCCGUCUCUGCAACCAGGCCCAUGACCCGCGUGCCUGCUCCUCCGUUCUUUCCGAGGUCUCGCCCCCCGGCUCCACCCAAACCGACGCCGUACGUUUGCUGCAGUUGGUCCUACACUCCUCUUCGCGGCGAAUUCGUGACGCCGUCCGGUUCUCCACCGACGUCAGCCGCCGGGUCAACGGCCGGCACGCGGGAUCCGCGGUUGAGGACUGUAUUGAGCUGAUGGACUCGUCGCUGGAUCGGGUCAUGGACUCUAUGGUGGCUUUGGGAAACCUCUCGGCCCGGGCCCGAUUCGAUGCACAUACCUGGAUCAGCAGCGUCCUCACGAACCACGAUACUUGUUUGGAUGGGCUUUCCGGCCCGGUCCGGUCCAUGAUGGAGCCCGUACUAGAAGAUUUGAUCUCCCGUGCGAGGUCUUCACUGGCGGUGCUAGUUGCAGUCGCGCCGUCGGAGGCGGACGAUCUCCGGGAACUCGACGGCGAGUUCCCGUCGUGGGUCAGUCCUAGUGACAGGCGGCUCCUGGAAGUUUCCGGGAAGAAUGUUGAUGCCGACGUGGUGGUGGCGGCGGACGGGAGCGGGAAUUACAAGACGGUGAACGAAGCGGUGGCGGCGGCGCCGGACAAGAGCACAAAAAGGUACGUGAUUCGCGUGAAGAAGGGAACUUACAAAGAAAAUGUGCAGAUCAAAAAGAAGAACAUAAUGCUGGUCGGAGAUGGAAUGGACGCCACCAUCAUCACCGGCAGCUUGAAUGUCGUCGACGGUUCAACAACCUUCAACUCUGCUACAGUCGCCGCUGUUGGGGACGGGUUCAUAGCACAAGAUCUCUGCUUCCGGAACACCGCCGGACCAGAGAAGCACCAGGCGGUGGCGCUACGGGUGGGAGCGGAUCUAUCGGUCAUAAACCGGUGCAAAAUAGAGGCGUACCAAGACACCCUAUACGCCCACCAACUCCGUCAGUUCUACCGGGACUGCCACAUCUCCGGCACCGUGGACUUCAUCUUCGGCAACGCCGCGGUGGUGAUCCAGAACUCCAAAAUCAUAGCCCGUAAGCCGUCCCCCAACCAACAGAACAUGCUGACCGCCCAAGGACGCACCGACCCGAACCAGAACACGGGGACAUCGAUCCAGAACUGCGAGGUCAAGGCCAGCUCGGACCUCGCCCCUGUUAAGGGCAGUUUCAAGACAUUCUUGGGACGCCCGUGGAAGGGGUACUCGAGGACUGUGUUUAUGCAGUCCAAUAUCGGGGACCAUAUUGACCCUAAGGGUUGGGCUCCAUGGAGUGGGGACUUCGCUUUGAGCACUCUGUACUAUGGGGAGUACAUGAACAGGGGACCGGGGGCGGGGACUAGCCAGAGAGUGACGUGGAAGGGGUACCACGUCAUCACCGAUGCCAGCGUGGCGAUGAAGUUCACGGUGGCGCAGCUGAUCCAGGGCGGAUCGUGGUUGAAGAACACCGGCGUGGCUUACACGGAGGGUCUUUGAAGAUGGGAACGUUUGGCCUUUUAAAAGUAAAGUCUUUUUAUGACUGUUGAGUCGCACUAAAUAAACGAGCUGAGGUUUAUGUAUCUCAUGUUAAUGUGUUUAGACUUUUUAGCGUUUGCUUUAGCCAAUGAGACGAAAGUCUUUUGUCUCAUUCUUUGGUCUUUGGUCAAACCAUAUAUUCUACCCUUUAAAUUUUAGAGUAUUUUGGUAUCACGAUUUGUGGUAAUCAAGUUGUGUGGCUUUGAUGGAGAAAAAAAUAAGUUUGGGGUGG